Messenger RNA from Alternaria arbusti, 2322 nucleotides. RefSeq lists its product as uncharacterized. The transcript has 3 exons. NCBI's taxonomy places the organism in Eukaryota, Fungi, Ascomycota, Dothideomycetes, Pleosporales, Pleosporaceae. Gene Ontology annotation, molecular function: beta-glucosidase activity. Gene Ontology annotation, biological process: glucan catabolic process. Bases 1 to 2322 code for a protein of 773 amino acids. The record is from RefSeq and is a predicted model, not a curated record.
AUGGGCUUCAUGAAGCAAGGCAGCCAUCGUUCCCUCGGCAGGCGCCGCACUCUGCACGACUUGCGACAUGCAGCGCGCAGCCCUAAGCAACCUGCGAAUUCCGAUCAGACAUUAGUGCAAACAACAGACGCCACGUCGCGACUGAAGAAACGUGCAAGCACAUUCGGCAUCAAAAAUGCGCUCACGAAGCUACGCAUCAUCAAAAGCAGCGCAGCCCCAACGCAGCCAGUCUGGACCCAGUAUGAGCUUGUGAAACGCAUAGGCUCCGGUGGAAACGGCCUCGUAGAUCUCUGCUUCGACACCUCAGCCGGCAUCCUCGUCGCAUGUCCUGAGUCCACCGCAUCCUUCUCGGAAAUCUACCUCAUGGCGUUUAUGUUGACUAUCAAGAUCGGCGACCCUGGUGCUAUCAUGGCAGCAUACAACAAGAUCAACGGCGUACAUAUUACCGAAGAUGAGCGAAUCUUGACCGGAAUCUUGAGGGAAGAAUGGGGCUUCCGCGGUCUAGUCAUGAGCGAUUGGCACGGUCUAUAUGCAACAACAAGUCCGAUACAAGCAGGGCUAGACCUCGAGAUGCCAGGGCCCAGCCAAUGGAGAGGGAAAAGCCUAGCACACUCACUCCUAGCCGACCGCCUCAGCACGCGUGCCCUUGACAACUGCGUGCGGCGCGUCCUGAACAUGGUCAAAGAAGCUGCCCGCUCCAACAUUCCUGAGAACGCGCCUGAAGAGCCUUUGAACCGCGAACAAGAUCGCAAACUACUCCGUCGCGCUGCAGCCGAAUCGAUCGUCCUGAUGAAGAAUGAGAGCAAAGUGCUUCCGCUUGAUUCCAACAAACCCGUCGCCGUGAUAGGUCCAAACGCUGCUAUCGCAGCAUAUCGCGGUGGCCGCAUUGCCCAUCUGCGACCGUACUAUGCAGUGACCCCACUAGAAGCCAUUACCCAGCGAAGCAAAGGAGAAGUUCGUUUCUCCCGUGGAAUAUACAACCACAAAGAACGACCUCUUCUCGGCCACCAGCUUCUCACCAACUACGCGGAGCCACCAACCAUUGCGUCACGUACCCCAGUCGACCAGUACGAGUUCCUCAACUCAUGUGGAUACUUCCUCAACUACGAGAAUAUGGAUCGUGUCGAUGGCCAGAACUGGCACGUGGACAUCUCAGGGCGCCUCGUUGCAAGCGAAACAGGGCCCUAUGACUUUGGCGUUAGUGUGCAAGGUACCGCGAAUCUUUACGUCGACGGGAAACUCGUUGUAGACAAUACCAAGGACCAGCAAUUUGGCGAAGGCUUUUUCCGCGCGGGUACCGUGGAGAAAGUCGGUACUGUCCACCUCACCAAGGGCGAGACAUACGACGUCCUAGUGCACUGGGCUGGUGCGCACACGUCUGAUCUCAUCAAGAAUUCGCCACUUACCUUUCAUCCUGGCGGGCUACGACUAGGCGGAUGCUACCAGAUGGAUGUAUCGGCUUCAAUCCACGCAGCUGCGGCGCUAGCGGGCCAGGUGGACCAAGUCGUUGUUCUGGCGGGCCUAAUGGGAGACUGGGAGAACGAGGGCGCGGAUCGACCCAACAUCGAGCUUCCACAGCACACUGGCGAGCUCAUUGAGAGUGUACUGGAUGCGAAUCCAAACGCUGUCAUCUGCAUUAGUUCAGGGAGUCCAGUCACGAUGCCGUGGGCUGGUCGUACCAAGGCUUUGCUGCACGUUUGGUAUGGGGGUAACGAGACGGGACAUGCGAUUAGCGAUGUUUUGUAUGGCGAUGUCAAUCCGUCGGGUAAGCUACCGCUUUCCUUUCCGCUUUCGUUGCGCGACAAUCCUACAUGGCUGUGUAGUCAGGCAGAGAGGAAGCGUAUACUGUAUGCCGAAGACGUGUACGUUGGAUACCGCUUCUACGACACGAUGGAGAAACCUGUACUCUUCCCAUUCGGUCACGGCCUGUCAUACACCGAGUUUCAUCUCUCCGGUCUGAAGCUCGAAGUGAAGGGUUCGAAAGAGAAGGCGGUGAUUACGGCGCAGGUCAAGAUUGACAACCUGGGUGACCGUGACGGCGCGGAAGUCGUGCAGGUGUAUAUCGCACAGCAGAAACCCAGUGUUGGUCGUCCGGCGAAGGAGCUCAAGGGAUUUGAGAAGAGCUUUGUUGCCAAGCAGUCUAGUACUACAGUCGCAGUUGAGAUGGAGCUCAAGUAUGCGUUAGGGUUUUGGGACGAAGCGGAAGGUCGCUGGGCUUGUGAAAAAGGCGAGUAUGAUGUUUUGGUUGGCACGAGCAGUAGAGCAGACUUCCUCCGAGAUACUUUGGUUCUUGAAGAGACGUUUUGGUGGGCAGGUCUAUAG